Durotheca rogersii is the source of this 477-nucleotide messenger RNA. RefSeq lists its product as uncharacterized. Lineage: Eukaryota; Fungi; Ascomycota; Sordariomycetes; Xylariales; Xylariaceae. The transcript is spliced from 3 exons. The record is from RefSeq and is a predicted model, not a curated record. The coding region runs from base 1 to 477 and encodes 158 amino acids.
AUGUCAGUUCCGUCCACGCCGCAGCGUACGGCUACUGCCGAGCUGCUGCUCGUAUCGCCGAUAGCACUCAGCGGCCUGGCCCUCUCCUCUCCAAGACAGCGCAGAAUCACGCCGACGGCUGAAGCAACGUCACCGAAGAGAAUCGCAGUUAUCACCCGCCCUGGCGCCGUGAGCCCCCUCCUCAAUAGUAUCAGUCGGUCAAGCCUCCCGAAUCCACUUCAUUGGCCUUGUACGGUCGAGCUGGCUCACAUCGACCAGAGACUGCCGUUAUAUAAACGCACCUUCACAAAUCCACUUUUCCAAGGCACGCCAGCACAGGGUCUGCAGUGGCCAUCGCCAGUGCGACAUAUCAUUUUGCCGUUCGACCUCCGAGACCGGCCCGAAGACGUCCUUGAGCCCGAAAAGCGAGAUAUGGUGCUAAGCAUCUUUCCGGGGACGACCGGUGUUGCGUCCGACGGCUACUUUGGGGUUUCUUAG